This is a messenger RNA of Pipistrellus kuhlii (Kuhl's pipistrelle), 4595 nucleotides long. RefSeq names its product solute carrier family 9 member A6 (gene SLC9A6). Bases 88 to 2196 code for a protein of 702 amino acids. The transcript is spliced from 16 exons. The record is from RefSeq and is a predicted model, not a curated record. Gene Ontology annotation, biological process: sodium ion transport; regulation of pH; proton transmembrane transport. Gene Ontology annotation, cellular component: membrane; recycling endosome. Gene Ontology annotation, molecular function: sodium:proton antiporter activity. NCBI's taxonomy places the organism in Eukaryota, Metazoa, Chordata, Mammalia, Chiroptera, Vespertilionidae.
UCCCGCCCCCUUCCCGUGAGGCCUAGGGGAGUGGUCGGACCUCUGGCGGCGACGGGUAGAGGAGUGGGGUGGGGGGCGGGGGGCAUCAUGGCUCCGCGAGGUUGGCUGCGUUCCACCCUCCUCCGGACUGUUGGCAGCAACGGCCCCCGGGCCCGCAGGCUCUCUGGGCCUCUCUGGUUGCUCCUCUCGCUGGGCGUCUUUGGCUGGGCCAGGGCUUCGGAAGGCGCCGGCCGAGUGGUGAGAGCCAUGGACGAGGAGAUCGUGUCCGAGAAGCAAGCUGAGGAGAGCCACCGGCAGGACAGCGCCAAUCUGCUCAUUUUCAUCUUGCUGCUCACCCUCACCAUUCUCACGAUCUGGCUCUUCAAGCACCGCCGGGCCCGCUUCCUUCACGAAACCGGCCUGGCAAUGAUUUAUGGUCUUUUUGUGGGCCUUGUACUUCGAUAUGGAAUUCAUGUUCCAAGUGAUAUAAAUAACGUGACCCUGAGCUGUGAAGUGCAGUCAAGCCCAACUACCUUAUUGGUAAAUGUUAGUGGAAAAUUUUAUGAGUAUACACUGAAAGGCGAAAUUAGUCCACAUGAACUCAAUAACAUUCAAGAUAAUGAUAUGCUUAGAAAGGUUACUUUUGAUCCGGAAGUAUUUUUCAACAUAUUACUUCCUCCUAUCAUAUUUUAUGCAGGAUAUAGUCUGAAAAGAAGACAUUUCUUUCGAAACCUUGGGUCUAUUCUAGCGUAUGCUUUUCUUGGAACAGCUAUUUCUUGCUUCGUAAUUGGGUCAAUAAUGUAUGGCUGUGUAACACUGAUGAAAGUAACUGGACAACUUGCGGGAGAUUUUUACUUUACAGAUUGCCUGCUGUUCGGUGCCAUUGUAUCAGCAACUGAUCCAGUGACUGUUCUUGCCAUAUUCCACGAGCUUCAAGUUGAUGUUGAACUUUAUGCACUUCUUUUUGGUGAAAGUGUUCUCAAUGAUGCUGUUGCCAUAGUGCUAUCUUCCUCAAUAGUGGCAUACCAGCCAGCUGGAGACAACAGCCACACCUUUGAUGUCACAGCCAUGUUCAAAUCGAUUGGGAUUUUCCUUGGGAUCUUCAGUGGAUCUUUUGCAAUGGGUGCUGCUACUGGAGUGGUGACAGCUUUAGUGACAAAGUUCACCAAAUUACGCGAGUUCCAGUUGUUGGAGACAGGCUUGUUCUUCUUGAUGUCCUGGAGUACCUUCCUCUUGGCUGAAGCAUGGGGUUUCACGGGAGUGGUUGCAGUGUUGUUCUGUGGCAUCACGCAGGCUCAUUAUACGUACAAUAAUUUGUCCACAGAAUCUCAGCAUAGAACUAAACAGUUGUUUGAGCUUCUCAAUUUCUUGGCAGAGAAUUUCAUCUUCUCCUACAUGGGACUGACACUGUUCACCUUCCAGAAUCAUGUCUUUAACCCAACAUUUGUAGUAGGAGCAUUUGUUGCUAUUUUCUUGGGGAGAGCUGCUAAUAUUUACCCCUUGUCCCUCUUACUUAAUUUGGGUAGAAGAAGUAAGAUUGGAUCAAAUUUUCAACACAUGAUGAUGUUUGCUGGCCUUCGUGGUGCAAUGGCAUUUGCCUUGGCCAUUCGAGAUACUGCCACUUAUGCACGACAAAUGAUGUUCAGCACCACACUUCUGAUUGUGUUUUUUACCGUAUGGGUAUUUGGUGGUGGCACCACUGCCAUGCUGUCAUGCUUGCAUAUAAGGGUUGGUGUUGAUUCAGACCAAGAACAUUUGGGUAUUCCUGAAAAUGAAAGAAGAACUACCAAAGCCGAGAGUGCCUGGCUUUUCCGGAUAUGGUACAACUUUGAUCAUAACUAUCUGAAGCCUCUGCUCACGCAUAGUGGGCCUCCUCUCACAACAACACUCCCUGCCUGCUGUGGACCCAUUGCCAGAUGCCUAACCAGCCCCCAGGCUUAUGAAAACCAGGAGCAAUUGAAAGAUGAUGAUUCUGAUCUUAUUCUCAAUGAUGGAGAUAUUAGUUUGACGUAUGGGGAUUCUACUGUGAGCACUGAAUCAGCAGCAUCUAGUGGCCCCAGGAGAUUUAUGGGCAACAGUUCUGAAGAUGCCUUGGAUCGCGAGCUUGCAUUUGGGGACCAUGAACUGGUCAUUCGGGGAACACGCCUGGUUCUUCCUAUGGAUGAUUCCGAACCCCCAUUAAAUUUGUUAGAUAAUACGAGACACAGUCCAGCCUAAACUUACUAAUACUCACUUAGUGAUUUGUAAAAUUUGCACAUGUGAUUGUGAAGAGAUUUGUACUACCUAAAAAGUCGCAGUGCAUGUCUGAAUGUUUAAGCUAUAUAAAUGCUAUUUAUAUGGCAUCGAAAGAAUAUAAAUAUGUCCGAGGCAGAUUGUGAACAAACUCUUUUAUGUUUAUUGGCUGCACUAUGUAGACUGGAUCUGUUAUAGAAAAUUUUAAGUGAUGUUGUGUGUUCCGUUAACUUUAUGUCUCAGUUAAAAUAUAAAAAGUGACAGAGUUACUCUUUCUUAUAUUAACCUGACACUUAACAAGAGUUCCAUGUUUCUGUGAUGUGAAUUAAUUUGGUUUUGUGGGCGGGGAGGGGAAGAAGAAAGAGGGAAUGUUAUUUCAGCAGAAUCCCAGGGAGGAGAGGUUCCUUUGUUGGGAAACUUGUGUUGAUUGCUGCUGCCUUUGUCCUAACCUUUUCUUUCCUUUUUUCUCUGGUAGCCUAUUGUGGCACAAGAGGCUGAUGGCAUUCUAAUCUUGCCCCAUUCAUGUUGGGGAGUGAAGUGUGGGGCCCUUUUCCCCCCUUGCUAUGAAAGAACAGAUUCCUUGACCACAGUACACUACUGUUGGGAAAAGAAGGCUACACAUGACUUCCAAGACUUUGUUUCUUUUCUUUCAGACCAAGAUCGUAGAAGACGCAUCCAGCCAGCUUAGCCAAAGUACAGGCAAAUAUAGUUCAGGACACUUGAUUUCAAUUUGAAGGAGCUGGGCAGGCUACGAGGGGGCAGAGAGCAGGAGAAGAGUAAAGAGAAUGGUGGUGUGCAGGUCUCUCUUUCCAAAUAUGUAAAUAGUCUAUACCAGAUAGGUUUAAGUAAGGAACUCAAUUGCUGCUUACUUUCUGAUUUCUGUACUUGAUCUGUAUAACAAGCUUUGUGGUCAGAAGUUUUUAUAUCUACUUAAAUUGCUGCUCUUUAGCAGACAAACAGGAACAAAAUGUAAAAAUUUUGAACUUAACUAUGUCUGUCAUUUGUUAGUCUGUAGUUGAAGUUAAAAGUUAAUUUAUGAAUCCAGGAUCUUUGCACACUACACCAAAGUCAGUCAUAGGAAAAAUUCAGUGCUCUGGAGAGCUUAUUGUAAGGAUGGUGAUUCCUCUGUGUGUACUGGUGUAGUUGUCGUUAUUUUCAUGUUACUAUUUAAUAUGAAAUACCUAAGCUGCCAUGUGUUUUUGUUUUUUACAAUCUUCAAGGAAGAAUACAUAACAAUUUCCCAUUUCAUAUUCAGAGAAUGAAAGUGGAUGCUAUUUUGUGAUGCUGAAAAUAUCUAAAGGUUCAUCGAAUGUUGAGAAGGGGGAUACUUUCUUAUGUUGAUUCUAACCUGUUAAUGUUUCAGAAAGAAAAGAGAAAUUUUGUGGGUUUCCCCCCUCAGGUCUGAGUAGCAUUGCCUUAAAUUUUAUCCAGUUCAAAAAUUGAUUUAUUUACUUGAUGCUCAAAUUUUCCAACAAAAAAUAUCUCUCCAAAAAUAUAUUCUCCCAAAGGUAUCUGUGCUGUUGUAAAUACUCCUUGAGAUUUUAAAGGAAUUCUACUGUUGUACACUUGAGUGGCAGCUCUACUGUUGGCAGAGCCAUUUGUUAUCUGUGAUAGUCACUUUCCUGCUAUGCAGGAACCCUGUGAAGUGUGCGUUUUAUAUGAUGUGUGCCUCUUCAUGCAAUCAAUACUUUAUUGUUAAUGUAUGCUUGAGGGGCUUUAAACUUCAGUGUCAUUUAUCCAUGAAGUUAUUCACGUUGUAAAAGGAUAUACAAGAAAUUAACAGCUACCUUUUUUAUUCUUUCAGGUUACUAAGCUCACUUUAUGAAAAUGAUUAGAAAUACUUAGCAUGACAAAUUUGCUAACUUGUCUGUUUCAGCAUGCAUAAGACUUUUCCUUAAAGAAACAUAAUGCUUGAGUCAACUAAAUCAGCCUUUGUACAUUAUCAAAGGGGAACCAAGUCUGCUGUGCUCACAUCAGCAUCUGGAAGAUUCUCCUGUCUUCUAACCUAUGUGCACAUUUCCAAGCAAAGAAGGAAAAAAAAAAAAACUCUGCUCAUACAUCUGGUGGGUUUAGACACCUGAAUGAACCUAGAUGAAGUACAGUCUGAGUUGCCAUCAUGCACAAGUAGAGCUGCUCUCGGACUUUUCUGUUCUUUGUGAACCCUACACGUUUAAAUGACUUGAACCUUCUCUUUUAAAGUUGUUUUUUGAGGUUCCUUGGCAUUUUAUCCUAGUUGUCCGUGUUUGGCAAUGUGAUGUUAUAGUAAUAGACUUUUAAUCUUUAUGUAUUUUUUUGUUUUCCUUUGGAGUACUUGGACAAAUGUUAUAGUGGUUUCUUUUAGGAAAAUCUGUCAUUUAAAAAAAUUAUAGCCUUGAAAAUAACUA